GGCAGGGGCACUCCUACCUAACCCUCCUCCCCUACUAAAGCGAAACGAAGGAGGUAUGAUUGUUUGACUUGUCUCCACCAGAAUUCGCACAGGCAGCAAAGGAGCAGGCAAAUCUCCCGCAAUGGCCGCCGCUGCAUCGUCCUCCUCCCCUCCGGCGGCCAUCACCUGCCGAGCGGCGGUGGCAUGGGGGCCGGGGCAGGCGCUGGUGAUGGAGGACGUGGAGGUCGCCCCGCCGGGGCCCAUGGAGAUCCGCGUCAAGGUCGUCUCCACCUCCAUCUGCCGCAGCGACGUCACCCAGUGGCAGUCCACGGCGCAGCCCGAUCUGUUCCCCAGAAUUUUCGGCCACGAAGCAUCCGGGGUGGUCGAGAGCGUCGGGGAAGGGGUGACCGAGUUCCAAGCCGGAGACCACGCGCUCACCGUCUUCAUCGGGGAGUGCAUGAGCUGCAAGCACUGCGUGUCGGGGAAAAGCAACAUGUGCCAGAGGCUCGGCCUGGAGAGGAAGGGCGUCAUGCACAGCGACCAGACCACCCGCUUCUCCAUCGGCGGGAAGCCCGUGUACCACUACUGCGCCGUGUCGAGCUUCAGCGAGUACGCGGUCGUUCACUCGGGCUGCGCGGUCAAGGUCAGCCCCGCCAUGCCCAUGGACAGGAUAUGCCUGCUCAGCUGCGGCGCCUCCGCAGGCCUUGGUGCGGCUUGGAAUGUUGCUGAUGUAUCCAAGGGAUCAAGUGUAGUUAUAUUUGGUCUGGGAACUGUAGGACUUUCGGUCGCUCAAGGUGCUAAGCUACGGGGAGCUUCCAAGAUUAUCGGAGUAGAUACCAAUCCUGAUAAGCAAGAAAAGGGGAAGGCUUUUGGCGUUACAGAUUUUAUUAAUCCUGCCGAAUUGAAUGAACCUGUUCAGCAGGUAGUAAAACGGCUUACUGAUGGAGGGGCUGAUUACUCUUUUGAAUGUGUGGGUGAUACGGGAGUAGUCUCGACUGCGUUGCAAUCAUGUUCUGAUGGAUGGGGACUCACUGUAACUCUUGGUGUACCAAAAGCAAAACCAGAAGUUUCUGCUCAUUAUGGAUUGCUUCUCUCUGGAAGAACACUGAAGGGGUCUUUGUUUGGAGGAUGGAGGCCGAAAUCUGAUAUACCUUUGUUAGUGGAGAAGUACACAAACAAGGAAAUCCAAAUUGAUGACCUUGUCACACAUGAUAUGCCAUUCAGUGACAUCAACAAGGCGCUUGAACUGAUGCUAGAAAACAGGUGUUUGCGAUGCGUGAUUCACAUGGCAAAGUGACAGGAUUGAUUUAUACAUCAAUGUCAUCAUACCUGUACAAUUUUGGUGGUUUUCUUAUCAGUAAUUUUUCACUUGAUCUUGCUCCUGGCUCGAGUUUUCAUGACAUCAACACAUUGAAGCUCUAACACCACUAUAUCUAUUGGUGUCUCACCUUGGAAUUAUGGUGUUAUAGUUGUCGAGGAGAUUACGUAUCAUACUGAUAUUCUCUUGGAAUUCCUUAUAUGCCCCAUGCCAAGAAUUAUUCGUGUAAUCUAACUUCAGUGAUUAUAAUGUUGUAUGCAUGUUUGGUGCAUUGUGCAGUAUUGUUCUAAUAUCUGAGCUUCUUGAUGGGGUGAAUUAUGUAAAACUGACUGUUCUAAAACUGAAAAUAAAAUUAUUUC
Molecule: messenger RNA, 1656 nt
Organism: Hordeum vulgare subsp. vulgare (domesticated barley)
Lineage: Eukaryota; Viridiplantae; Streptophyta; Magnoliopsida; Poales; Poaceae
Product: alcohol dehydrogenase-like 6
Exons: 10
Coding region: 122-1276 (384 amino acids)
Biological process (GO): formaldehyde catabolic process
Cellular component (GO): cytosol
Molecular function (GO): S-(hydroxymethyl)glutathione dehydrogenase [NAD(P)+] activity; zinc ion binding
Source: RefSeq, a predicted model, not a curated record